UAGACAUUCGCUUCGUUCCGCUCUUCAAAUUCUUUACACGAGGCGUUUUAAAAUUUGCUGAGCUUUCAUCGUUGUUUGCAGUUUUCUCACGGGUCAAACGCAUAUUGCUGAUUUACAAAAAUUUCAAGCUAUCCGUGACAUCUCCUGGGUUUCAAACAAGAGGCCUUUUUUUGGACAUUAUGCGGCUUUUUUCACCGUGCAGGUGGUAGUGUAUCGUAAACAUACUUGGUAAGUUAAGCGUAACGUGUUUUGUACGUGAUUGAAGUUGAGGACAAUGGGCAGUUAAAAUUUUCAAACCACCGACAGAUUACUCCGACACCCAGGAGUUUAUUUCGCUACAGUUUUAAGGACCAUUUGAGAGCAUUUAACUUUUUUUGCAUGGAGAAAUUGCGGUGAAGUUUCGAUGCUUUUUGGUUGUUUCGAAUCGCGGGAAGAAGUUCACUUCGUGGUCGUGGGAAAAAACUCAUGUUUAUCGUAUCAAAGAAUGUGAAAACUGCGUUAGUAUUUCGAGACCUGAUAGUAAAGUUUGAUAGCGUGAACUUUAAGUAGCCUUGUUUUAGCACGGGUGAGGACUAAAAUCCCUUACUUUACGUCGACAUAGGUUUUUUUGAAAGGUAAACGUCGAGAUGCCGGUCACACGAAACAGAUUUUUUCCUUUCAUUUGUUGAUUUUUAUUUAUCAGUCAAGGUCAAUUUUUCUAACUGUUCGGUGGCAUAUACUGCCGCAGCUGAGUAGUCACUGUGUUUAAAGGUUUGUACGUCUUUCAAAGUGAUGAAUUAUUCACAAAAUUAUCUCAUUUCUCACAUGCAGGGGUCGGUGCAUAACCACAAAGCCGGAUUCCACUCAUCUCCCUUCACUACGAAUUACGAAACGCCCAAAUCGUGAACAACGAAGAGUACUUUCGAGGGCGAAGGUCGUUUUAGUGGUUAUCUUGCUUAAAUUUUGCUGCACAAUAUCGGACCAAGGACUGUAAAAUCAAUAUAUAGUAUUUUUAUAGGUGACGAAAUCUGCUUCAUUCAAUACGGACGUCGUCUGACUCGAGAAAUUCAGCACGUUUGUUCGUUCACCGUAUCUCGUGCGCCGGUAAAGCGAUCGAAUUUGUGGCGUUUUGUAAGAAGAUGAAUGGUAGUAUUCUUUUGAAUGGAAGUCAGAGAUCAGAAUUAGUUAUUUUAGUCAAGGGAAAACGAUAUAGACCUGUUAUGGCUUCUGCUCCCGCAAACAAGGAAAAUGUCUCUCCUGAGAAAGACAUGGAGUGUUUGUCAGACAGUUUCCAAAAGAGUCUUACAAUGAAUCAUCUCGAGAAAGAUGGACGUUAUUUUCUGGAUGUAAUGGAGAAGGAAAGCGAACGAUUAACGCGGCUUUGCCAAAUUGCAGAACAAGAGAUGGAGAGUAAAUCGCUUCCAGAAGACGGUAAGAUAUUUUGAGGUUAUUGUUGGGAAAGUGUACAAUGUAUUCGAUGAAAGGUACGCUUUUGAUUCUCGGAGGUGUACCCAAAGACUAGUUUCACCACUUUUGCGUAAUCAUUUUUGCAGAAAAUAUCUACUCGAAGCUAUCGUUAUGAAAUUUCAAAUUGGAUAGCCCCGUUCGUGUUUACUUUUGCUGUCUUCGUGUUAAUUUCUGGCUAUGUGGUUUGGUCGUAAAAUUUCAUAAAGCGUUACUACAAUUUUUUUACAUUUAUUUACUGGCGAAGGAAAAAUUACCGUUCUCAAAUCAAAGGAGGAAGAACUGUAUUCACUCUUUAAUUUGUAGGUGGAGGAGUUUAUGCACCGUAUCAUCAGCUGUUGCAACGAAUCUGCAUAGCACAAGUUUAAUGUCAAAAAAUUUAGCUCUCAAAUUUUCUUUGUGUAUUUAACAUCCUGUGAUCCAACUGUUUUUUCAAGAGGCUUGACAAACAUGCUCUAAAAAGUAUCUGACAUGAUGUGUGAAUGCAGAUCUAGGGCAUGUACCAACAAUAGAAUUUACUGGAGAAGGGAGAAUUUUCAACACUAAUCAGCUGUUUACAUCUAAAAUGUCCACACCUUAAAUUACUGUCCAUCAUUUCCAGCUGGGAAAUAUUGGGAAAUGAAAAAAUGUUACAAAAAUGGUUAUGUCGAGCUCCUCAUAACUUUCUUAGUGUCAUUUUGAGGAAUAUAAAAUUUGAUAUUUAUUUUUUCAUUUUACAUGUCUAGCUGGAAGAAAAUUGCUUUGUGCUAAUAACUUGAUUUAUGCAAAUCAGUGUUACGUGAAUAUUAUUUUAAGUUGCCUUUUUAACGCAGAAAGCUAGUUAGCAAAUCCUUAACUCAAGAAAUCAUAAUUUUUACUUAGAAAACAGAUUAAAGUUUAUCUCAUUUUUCUCUAAGUAAAUUCCAACUAAUUGAUGUUAUCAAAUUGCAGUUGUGCUUUCAAUUUUGAUGUUACGUUAGUAAUUUGACUAUUUAUUGUGUAGUUUUGUGGUAAACCUCGCCCACAAUAUAUUACUUAAACUUGGCGUGAGUUACAUCACAACAACAUUAUUAAUGAUUUCAAAAUAUUUAAUUGUUUUGAUGGUAGUUACUAGCUACAUGUAGCGACCAUAGAUGAGAUCUGUUUGUUGAAUUUCAUACUUUCAGAUGAAAGUAUACUAUAGUAAGUAACUUGUGACCAGUUUCAUAUUUGGUCAAAGUGACAUUUCAACUAGCAAUUGACUCCUUCCAGUCAUUUCUGCUCAUGAAUUUUUUUCAUGAACACCAGAUGUGUGUAAUCGUGAUUGUUUGUCUCCAGACACCAUCAGCUGCAUAGAUUUUUUUACCUUCAUAAAAAUACCAUUCCUUUACCUAUACUGGUUUAUCACAAGUUUCAAAGAAUAUCCUUCAAAGGAAAAAAGUACAGGAAAGCUUUCAUAAAUUGAUAUUGUGCAUUUGAGGUUACUUGUUGCAAUAUAUCACAAAGGAGCUAGGUUGUCUACUAAGUCUUCACUUGACCUGAAUUUCAGAUUUUACCUUACAAAGUUGCCUCAUUCUACAGAUCUGGCUCUUAAUGAUACCAAAACAGAGUCUCAAACAAAUCAAAACAGAUUUUCUUAGAGAAAGUUUGGGUAAAUGGGAACAUGAGGUCUUUGUAAAGAGCAGAUACAAAAUUAAAAAUUGACAAACUAAACUGUAGCUAAAGAAAACUUAACCCUUUACACCCUAAGAUCAGUAUGCACAUUCUCCAUACUUUUUUCUAUACAUUUCCUAAGGUGCUGAUAAGGAGAUUUUGUGUAACAAUCAAGAGCUCCUGUACUUGUUGAUCAUUUCCAAUGUUCUCAUGACCUCAAUGUUUGAUUCAGGGGUGAUAUUACAGAGAGAAAUUAGAUGUUAGUCACCUUUAGGGGUUAAAGGGUUAAAUGGAUAAAAGGGGUAGGCUUCUAAAGAAUUUGUGGCACUGUAUCAGUGGGGGGGGGGAAGGGGGCAUCAAAGAUAAUUUGGUUUUAUCAAUGGAAUCAUUAACUAAAGGUUAAUUGGUUACCACUAUGUUCGACCUUAGUCUCUGAUGAAGAGCUAACCCUUGAAAUGUCGCCUUUCAAAACUUUUUACAAUGGCCAAUUUACAUUAUCAACUCAGUUGAUGAAAACCAAAUUAAGCAUGCUUGGAUAGUUAAAUCAAACAAUCAGCUCUUUGGUUUGUAUCAACUCUCGAUAAUUGUAUUAUGAUAGUGACUCUCGCAUGUUGAGGAAAGAAUCUUUCAUCGACUCUUUUUAUGGAAACUACAUAAAUCUCUGUUGUACACAAAUGCCAUUCCGACAAGCUUUUCUCUCUGGGACAAUUAUUAGACAAUCCCAGUGACCUUAGCUUUAACAAUACCCCUGUAGGUCUCUUAAGCAAUGCCAAAACCAACUCUCAUAUUGAGAUUUGUCAUCAAAACAAAGGUAACUCUCUGCUGAACAGUAAUUUUUACUAUAUAGUGGAUAGUGUUGGUCACCUUCAGUGUUGUAGUGCUUAAGAUGAUGUUAUAGUAAUAGCCAUUAAUUUUUUACUGUGUUAUUGGGAGAUAUUAUCCAUUUAUUUGGAAAAUAGCCGUAAUAAUACAAAUGUUUUGUCAGAAUUUAUACUUUAAACCUUUUCAUUUUGGCACACUGUAAUGUGGGGCUAAAUUUUUAGAAUUGGUGUUUCAUCACUGAUACCAUAUUUUGUAUUGUCGCUCUCAAUAUAUAUCUUGGGACAUGUUUCCUGUAAAGCAUUGUUACUAUGGAUUUUUUCUUAGUGACACUUUUCUCAGAGUUAAAUAUUGAAUUCUUAAAUAUUACUUUAGUCUAGGUUUGUUUAAGAUAAUUUUUGUUGGUAUUUAAAUGAGAAAUAUUUUCCCUGUGAGUAUUAUUGAGGUUUAUGAAUUUUGAAUGCCUUUUUUGAGAGUAAAAAAAAAAAGGAGACAUUUGUUGGAAUAUUUAAAGCCAACAUAAAAAAAUAAUUUGUGAUAUUGUACUUUCUAAAGGUUUUUAUCAAAUAUUCAUUUUUGUCGGCAUCUUAUUAAAGUUUUCCCUUUAGGUAUUGAUAUUGAGGUUUAGGAAUUUUGAAUUCCCUCAUGGAAAGACAGAAAUGAUUGUUUUACAAAACUUUAUUGUCAAGUCCACAAGUAAAUUCCACUCAAGAUGUGUUUUAAAAUAAUUUGUGAUAUUGCCCCAUGCUUGUCACAUACAUGUAUGGACUUGUAAUGUUCUUUCCGUUCUUAAAAAUGGAUACAAUUUAACAUCCAUAUGCUUGAUAUUAGACCAAAAUAUUUUUGAGCCAGUAUAUUGAGAUAGGAGAAGGCUUAAAUUAAACACAGACUGAUGCAUUGUGAUGUUGAAAAAAGGUUUUUUUUUUGCCUUUGUGGUUUUUUGUUUCCUCCAGUUUCAUUAGAUGCUGAAUAUCAUAUUACAUAUUGAGACAGCUAUUGAUUCAAUAUAUUCUGUUUUUUAUUUACUUUGAAAUUUCAUUUCAUAAAAUUGUAUCAACUUUUUUUUGACAAUCACAAAUUCUUGAUUCAAAAAUCAUUUUUAAUGCACAAUUAUGAAUUUUUUUCUUUGAGUACUUUAUGGAGUGGUUAAAUUCAUUUGAGUAUUCAAUGGAUAUCAAAACCAGGGUGACAUGCAACUGUUAACAAUUUUAACAUAUUUAUGUGUUGUUUCUCUCUUUCUCUCCAAGCAUGUGGGAAAAUUAGAGCAGCCAAUGGCAAGGCCAAGCUUUUGGUCAAUAAAAAGUUCAAGCAAUUCAAAGGACUAUGUGAUACAAACUUGGUAAGCUUUGUGAGAAAAUUUGACACAGUCUAUAAUAUUGACUGUAUGUCACAAGGGUUAAAUCCAGGGGUUACACCCAGCCUUGUAGCUGAUUGUUAAAGGUCGCAGGAGAGUUUUUAUUACAAGACAAAUUAUCUCCACCUGACUCUGAUGAUGACUUCUGCUUAGGUUCUUAAGGCAACAGUCAAUUGCUGUCUCAUCAAUAGUCCUUUUUUAAGGCUAACUUUACACAGCCCCCCUCCCUAAGAUAUUUACCCUUCACAAUCCAAUAUUAGCUUUGUAACAGAUACAUUGGGCGACAAUUGGACUUGUCCGUGGUUCAAGAACCAUUCACAAGUGAAGUUGAACAAAGACAAGCACUGAGUCAAAACAGUAGAGUUGAGGAAAAUAACAGUGAUUAACAAAAGGAAAAAAAAUGAAGAAUUUCAGAGAUUUUUAUGCUGAGGCAAACUCAGUGUCUAGCUGUGGGCUUGGAUUUUUGAGUAAUUGUUUUUUUAUUGAUUUACUAAAUAGUCAUCUUUCAUGACCAAAACUGUAUUUUAGUUUUUUUUUUUUUUUUCAAACAAAGUACAGCAAAUGGUAGUUUUUCCAAUUGAGAAUAUUUUGAGAAGAUUGUUCCUUUCCUGACUGGUUGAUAGUUUAUUUCAUGCUUCUUUUUUUUUAGGGUGUUGGUGAAACAAAUGGUAGAAGGCCUAGCAAUGGGGAUCUUGCAGGUUUCUGGGAUAUGGUUAUGAUACAGGUAUGACUCUUACUAUUUUUUUAUGGUAACAGGAUAACAUGAAGUCCAAAGCCUAUUUUGGUCGGGAACCGCAUCCAGUUUCGAAUUAACUUUUUUGCAUGCACCAUGCCUUACACAUGCACAAUGCAUUUUUAUAACCCAAAUAAAAUUGUGAAAUCAUAUCCUCUUUUGUAGGUUGAUGAUGUGAACAGCAUGUUCUCCAAGAUUGAUGAACUACGUAAAAAUGGAUGGAUCCUACCACAGACAUCUACUGAUGAGGUAGAAUAUCGUCACUAAUUGUCUGUACUUCAGGGUGAAAAAUGUUUUCCUUGACUAAGUUUUGCAGUCUAAAAGUUUAGCCCUCACUAUGUUGUAUUUAUGUAUGUGUAUACUUUUACUCUACAGACUGAUUUUUCAAAACGCUCUUCAUUAACACGUCAGUCGUCACUAACGAGGCAAUCAUCAGUAGGGAAAGGUUCGAUAAGGAGGCAAAAAUCCAAAGAAGAAGUGAAAGCUUCUGAGGCUGAGCAGCGAGCAGCAGCACGACAAAGGUUAGCUGCUGCAAAACGAACAGCAAGACAAAGGAUGCAACAGAAAAGUAAUCCUCUGGACAAUGUAGAAAUAUUUUGUUCGCCAAAAAAGUAAAGUAGUUAUUUGAAAGAGAAUGUUAAGAGUCAGAGUAUAGUUUUAGAAGCAUAUUUAUUGAAGAAUUUUUUUAAAUUGGAGUACUGUAAGAUGCCAUUUAAAGUUAUUACUGAAGGUCUUUUCCAAUUUGCCAAAAUAAAUACAUAGUUAAAUGAUAAGAAUUAAUUUGUAAAGCUUUCAGUGCACAGGAUGUUAACUUAUUAUCAGGAUUUUCAUCUCUAAAGUUUGACAGAUACUUGUUUUGAAGGACUGUGAAAAAAGCUCAAGCCACAUUGACAUGUAGUUAUCAUUGUCACUUCAUUUAAACAACGGCGUAUGAAGAAAUAUGCUUUGAUAAUCAUAUAGUUUUUAUCUCUACUUCUAAAAUAGAUCAAUGGAAUUUAACUCUGAUCAUUUUUUUAAGGUUCUGAAGAGUAAGCUGAUGGUUUAAAAAAUUGUCUUAAUUGUGCUCAUAAGGAAAAACUUGGUCCUAUCUUUUCCAUCUCUUGACAAUAUGUUUCAAAACAGACGUUUUUUUGUCAACUGUGAGUCAUUUGGGCUUGUAAAUUUAUGUUCAUGUAGUUCAGAUUACUGAGUUGUUUUCAAAAUGGUGGCAACCAUAGUUGAAUUUUUAGCAUGUUUGUAGACCAUUUUGAAUAUUCAGGUUACUCUUUGAAAUCCUAAAACAUGGCCAGUACCAGCAAUUUUUAUAUAUACUUUGAAAUGGCAGCGAUAAAAAUUAUCUGGUUUCGUAAGCAUGCUUCUUUAAUUUUGCAUAUCUGACCAGUGAUCUAUACUUUUAGCCUCUAAACAUUGGUCUUUGUUGAGCUAACGCCCCCUGCUAGCUGAGUUUUCUUUCAUCUCUUUAGCCAUUUCCUUGGCAAUGAAAUUUGAAGAAAGAGAAAUGUUACCUAUUAAUUAUCCUUAGAAGUUAAAAGGCUAAGAUGUUAAUUUAAUACAAGGGUGUAGAGGUGUUUGGUGUUACUUAAGUCUUGAAGACAUGGCUACACUCAGAAAAACAAUAUGUAAGGCCAAAUUACAACUCUUGAAAUUUCAUGUUCACCAUUAACUCAUAAUUCAUUAGUGGAAUCAUAUCGCAUAUGGGGAAUGUAAAUAUGGGCAGUGGAACAUGAUAAGAAAUUUCUGCUUCUAAUUUCCAUUUUUACUUGGUCUUUAGAGAUGUGUGCAUCAUAACUUUAAACAUUAUAUUAUGAACAUUUUUGAGAUCAGUGUUGAAAAAAAUAUAUUUAUUUGCAUUUUUUUGUUGGUGGAGAAAUAUGAGAACGUUGGUGUACCACUUAUGUCCUGCUAGUGAAAGUAGCUUCAGAGUACAGUUUUCUCAUGCCUUUUGUAGUUGUGGACAUAGUGGAAGGAACGUGAACCCCAUUAUCUCACUGUAAGGGAUAGUUUGGUAAAAAAUUUAAAGAGAGGUUUCAAAGCUGUAUCACAGUGAGGUGAAAUUUUAGAUACUCUUUUGUAAAUUAUAAAAACUAGUUUAUAGUCUUUGUGUUCUACUAUUAAUUUUUUUUGUUCUUACCAGUAAGUUUAGAUCAAGGAGGGAAAGUGUUAACAACAACCCUACAUGAUUAUUUAUCGUGUUAAAAUAAAUUUGAUGUGCAAUGGCUUUUUUAGUGUAGGUCCCUGGAUCAAUUUAGAGUUGUUUUGUCAGAAGUAAGAAUAUCCAUAUAAAUAAAGCAGCUGAAUAAAUCUUAAUAAAUUCAGGUGUCUUUUUAGAGCAAUGUAAAUUGUCUUCACAGUGUUGAUUUGUCAUCAAUGCUUGUGAUUUGAACACCAAGUUGCCAGGGCUGUCUUGUGACAAAGUGUAUGGCAGACAGUGUAGAAAACUACUUUCAAGGUCUUUAGGUGAAAGUGUCAAUCAUCCAAAGUCUAAGCAAUAAGUAAUAUUGAUGUAUCUGCCACCUUCCAGUGUGACUGUUCUUAGCACUUCUCAGUCGAGAUCUAAACUUAACAAGUCAUUGAGUUUGUUAGUAUUUAUUGUAAACAAUGAGUAAAUCUCACAGAUUACUUCAAUGUUGUCAGCAAAGAUUAUUCUUUCAAAGUUCAUUUUAAAUAUUGUAAUUUUCCACCUAGAGAAUCUUGUGUUGAUGGAAGGAGUAGUUGUGUAUGCAUAAGUUUAAUCUCAAUUUUACAGGUUUGUAUAAUUUUGAAGUUUAUUGAACUACUUUGCAAACCUUGCUUGUAAAUGGUUAUAUCUCCUUCAAAAUUAGUAGCAGAAUCAAUGGAAUUGCAUGCUUCAUGUUGCUUGUUUGAAUUUAUCAUUCUAAGAUUUUUCAUUUCGUCUUUAUCAU
Molecule: messenger RNA, 8863 nt
Organism: Pocillopora meandrina
Lineage: Eukaryota; Metazoa; Cnidaria; Anthozoa; Scleractinia; Pocilloporidae
Source: the annotation of a GenBank genome assembly